GAAGAGCACUUCGGUAAUGGUUAGGUGCGUCUCACACACAAGCCAUGGAAUGAUUGGGUGAGGAGGGCUCGGUGGAAUUCCUGCGUCAUCCUCCAAUCUAUGGGUCCCAGCUGUUUUUUCUUUUGUAUUUACAUCCAAUCGUGUUGGUGUGCCUGUGAUGGGUGUGAAAGACAACUGCUGUGAUUUGAGCAUGCGUCUAGUGGAUAUAUGUUUUGGGUCACUACUACUGGGUGUGGAAUCUGAGUUGGGCAAUGGCUACAUGUGUGUUGUUGCAGCAUUUUCAUGUGAGUGAUAGCUGUUUCUCAAGAACCCCUUAUUUGCAGUCUUCUAGAACUUCUCAGCUUUCGAAGCUCAGGCCUUGUGGGUCUUCAAUCAGAUGCCAAUCCACUAGCACGGAUAAACAGAAAUCAAGAAAUCUAUUGGACAAUGCGAGCAACCUCCUAACCAAUUUUUUAAGUGGGGGAAGUAUAGGGUCAAUGCCUGUAGCUGAAGGUGCAGUUUCUGAUCUUUUUGGUCGGCCUCUCUUCUUUUCACUGUAUGAUUGGUUCAUAGAGCAUGGCUCAGUGUAUAAACUUGCUUUUGGGCCAAAGGCAUUUGUUGUUGUGUCAGAUCCCAUUGUUGCAAGGCAUAUUCUUCGAGAAAAUAUCUUUGGUUAUGACAAGGGAGUUCUUGCUGAUAUACUAGAACCAAUAAUGGGGAAAGGCCUCAUACCUGCUGACCUUGACACCUGGAAGCAGAGGAGAAGAGUUAUUGCUCCUGGGUUCCAUGCUUUAUACUUGGAAGCUAUGGCAAAAGUAUUUACUGAGUGUUCAGAAAGAGCAAUAUUGAAAUUUGAGAAGCUUCUAGAAGGAGAGCACUUGCAUGGGGGAAAGACAAUUGAGUUGGAUCUUGAAGCUGAGUUUUCAAAUUUGGCACUUGACAUUAUUGGGCUUGGUGUCUUUAACUAUGAUUUUGGAUCUGUCACAAAAGAAUCUCCAGUGAUAAAGGCGGUAUAUGGUACUCUUUUUGAAGCUGAGCAUAGAUCGACCUUCUACAUCCCUUAUUGGAAAGUUCCUUUGGCAAGAUGGAUAGUACCAAGGCAGCGAAAGUUCCACAGUGACCUAAAGGUUAUUAAUGACUGUCUUGAUGGACUCAUCAAAAAUGCAAAAGAGACUAGACAGGAAACAGAUGUUGAGAAACUGCAGCAAAGGGACUACCAAAAUCUUAAGGAUGCAAGUCUUUUGCGGUUUUUAGUUGAUAUGCGAGGAGCUGAUGUGGAUGACCGUCAGCUAAGAGAUGACCUGAUGACAAUGCUUAUAGCUGGCCAUGAAACAACUGCUGCUGUUCUCACUUGGGCUGUUUUCCUACUCGCACAAAAUCCCUCCAAGAUGAAAAAAGCUCAAGCUGAGAUUGAUUCAGUUCUUGGUCAGGGCAGAAUAUCCUUUGAAUCACUAAAAAAAUUGGAGUACAUAAGACUCAUUGUUGCAGAGUCUCUCCGUUUGUAUCCUCAGCCCCCAUUACUGAUCAGACGUUCCCUCAAGUCAGAUUCAUUACCAGGUGGAUACAAGGGUAAAAAGGACGGCCACUCAAUUCCUGCUGGGACUGAUAUCUUUCUUUCAGUAUAUAACCUCCAUCGGUCCCCAUACUUCUGGGAUCGCCCCCAUGAAUUUGAACCAGAGAGGUUCCUAGUACCAAGGAACAGCGACAUUGAAGGAUGGUCUGGCUUUGAUCCAUCACGGAGCCCUGGAGCAUUGUACCCCAAUGAGAUUGUUGCAGACUUCGCCUUCUUACCCUUUGGUGGAGGGCCGAGAAAAUGUGUGGGAGACCAAUUUGCACUCAUGGAGUCGACCAUUGCAUUGACCAUGUUGCUGCAGAAAUUUGAUGUUGAGCUGAAAGGAGGUCCUGAAUCUGUGGAGUUGGUCACAGGAGCAACAAUCCAUACCAAGAAUGGCCUUUGGUGCAGAGUGAUGAAGAGGUCUGAUCUUCAUUAGAGCACAAGAGGUUACAUUGAGUAAAAUAAUUGAAUGAUGUAUGAUUUCCUUAUCAACGAGCUGCGUCCGUGUUUUGAACAUUGGAAUAGGGAAUGAGAAUGGAAAAAUCUCAAAAUCAUUCUGUUUCU
Molecule: messenger RNA, 2098 nt
Organism: Vitis riparia (riverbank grape)
Lineage: Eukaryota; Viridiplantae; Streptophyta; Magnoliopsida; Vitales; Vitaceae
Product: cytochrome P450 97B2, chloroplastic
Exons: 15
Coding region: 252-1970 (572 amino acids)
Cellular component (GO): chloroplast
Molecular function (GO): oxidoreductase activity, acting on paired donors, with incorporation or reduction of molecular oxygen; monooxygenase activity; iron ion binding
Source: RefSeq, a predicted model, not a curated record